This is a messenger RNA of Aphanomyces invadans, 838 nucleotides long. RefSeq lists its product as hypothetical. The transcript is spliced from 2 exons. NCBI's taxonomy places the organism in Eukaryota, Oomycota, Saprolegniomycetes, Saprolegniales, Verrucalvaceae. The record is from RefSeq and is a predicted model, not a curated record. The coding region runs from base 350 to 691 and encodes 113 amino acids.
CAUCAAGGUGCUGCCCUCUUCCGGUGCUGCUCGAAUGAUGCAUCCAUGGGCGUCGUUCCCCGGUCGAACAGGGUCCGUGCGGAAGAAGUCUUGCAGCCCCUCCAUUCUCUCGUGGAUCAAGGAAUAUUUGUUCGUGGACACAUGCCACCGUUGCGAAUCGGCGAAUGAGGAACAAAAUAUUGUUAUGUUAUCAUGAAGGCACAGCCACGACGGCAACUAGCGGGGUGUCUUCACGAGUGACUUCGUCCACAACGGGCUCGACGCCCUUCAAGCGCUCGAUCAGGUCUUCCAGGAUCGUCCAGACAAGCCAGAGAAACACAGUGGGGGCGACAGCGUACACGGACACGGUAUGGGGAGCAGUCGAUUCGCGAAAGACCACCACAACCAACGCACUUAUACAAAGGAGCGCCAAGGAGUAGAUGCGGAAGGCGUACGCAGUCGCAGCAGGAGAAGGCUUGCCUUCGUGGUCAUUGUGGGACAGAGAAGUUGUGAUGGCGUCCUUGAACGAGUUGGGGACGACGAAGAGGAACGCGAGGGCCGCCACGGCCGCCACGGCAACCCACACGUGAACCACGUCGGCCACAGCUGCAGGGGAGACAUGCCACAAGAGAGCAAAGCCGGCGGCGGACACGAGCAGGACGAGGACGCGCCACAGCGAGAACGCAGACAUCGGGGGGAAGUUCGAAAAUGACACGCAAGGAAGUAUCGACAAAGAUACCGUGCAGAUGACUCUGGGCUGUGCACAGACCGCGCAGCUGAGAACGGGUCAAGCGUUACCGUACGAAAUCGCGCAAAAUAGAACAAAUGGAGUCGAAAUAUACACUUUUGACCAGACACA